Molecule: messenger RNA, 660 nt
Organism: Plasmodium cynomolgi strain B
Lineage: Eukaryota; Apicomplexa; Aconoidasida; Haemosporida; Plasmodiidae
Exons: 1
Source: RefSeq, a predicted model, not a curated record
AUGUUAACUCAUAAAUAUAAUGGGGAAGUAACUUGUAAGUAUAUUAGCUACUUGUUAUGUGAUCAAAUCCGUAAAAAUCAUGGUAAAUGUGAUGAAGGGACAUUUAAUAUGUUCAAAGAUUUUGUAGACACAUACAAUAAAAAUACUGGGAAUUCUGUAUGUAGUAAUCUUUUAAAACACUUAGAUAUUUAUGUAUUUCAAAAAAUGAAAGCCUUAUAUGAUUUGUAUGAUAAGUAUAUGGAGAUAUCACAAAAAAAUGCGGAUAAGUAUUAUUAUUACUGCAGUGACAUGCUUUAUUUAGUUCGAUUAUAUAAUCUUUUUUUAUAUCAUAAUUCAUCCAAUACCUUAGAAUUUAAUGAUGUUUUGACGCAAUUUCAAGUACUAAUGGACACUAUUACAGAGACAGGAAGGAAGCAUUGUGAUGGGAAACGUUUUUCUAUACUUAAUCUAGAUUUAUUUAAACCAUAUAUGGUACAAACACAACAACUGUCCAACACAUUAUCAGGACCAGAAAGUAAACCAUCACAAGAUAACACAUUAGAGAGUGCAGGUAUACCAAAACCUCCAGGAGUAACAAGUUCAUUAACAACGUCAGUAGAAGAACAAGAAAGAGAAGUUCUUGAAAAUUCAAAAAGAUCUGUAGUAUCAAAAACAUUAGAA